Messenger RNA from Pocillopora meandrina, 3434 nucleotides. The record is from the annotation of a GenBank genome assembly. NCBI's taxonomy places the organism in Eukaryota, Metazoa, Cnidaria, Anthozoa, Scleractinia, Pocilloporidae.
AUGAGUACAAGCACACUAAUAGAGGUGUUUGGUCACAUGGUAGUCAGUUUUACGAAAGGUGUGAUAGCGUUUUACAACCCAGAUGAACCAGAGUUCACGACAGAGUCCUUGGGCUACAAUCCAUUAGAAAGUACAGGUCGAGAGUGGAACUAUCAUCCCUUGGAUGAGUUCAUUUAUCAAGAAUACAGCGACAGAGGGCACACACCUGGCUCCUCUUAUAUGCCGUCAAGAAAUAUUGCUGUAAGAGUUAUAGACGCUUGCUCACCCCAAGAAAAGGAAGAAACACGAGGCGAACAGCGAAGAGAUGACAGAGCAAUGGCUUGGAAGAGUUUCAGACCUUCCACUUGUCACACAAUUUGGAAAUCACUGUAUACUGGAACUUUGAUUUCAUUACUAACUGCAACAAUCAUCGGCUCUCUAUUCUCGUCGUUCACUUAUCUCUCUUACGAAACUGUACUCGACUGCCCGUUCCACUCCAUUGAGUCAAUUCCGUCACAGAUACAAUGGAUGAAAUGUAUAUCCGGGAUCUUAUCUUCUGCCUUUGUAUACAUGUGGUUCCCUGUGAGUAUGUUACUUCUAUUUCGUCCUUACCAGUUAAUCGGAGUGAAAAUGAAACUGGCGCUUGCUGCUUUCUCAGUGUAUUGCUUGGAUACCCUUUAUCGUGUUGGACUACAGGCCUUUGAAGUUUUACAGUCCAAGGCAUUCACAUCACCGAAACUUCCGCUCAACUUUCUGUUUCUUCUUAGUGUAUGUUUGCAAGUUUAUCUUGUAACGAGCCACUUCUCGGUCAGCCUUUCGAGGAGGCAACGAGUUUAUUUAUUCUUACAACUGAUUCUUCCAAGCUGUUUCAGUUACAUUGUUACUUUCAUUACAAUUUACACAAUUUACCCGGCAUACAAUAAACAAAAAAAUGAAGGUAAAUUACUGAUUGCCAUCCUCGCUCCUCUGGUUGGAUUUGUACUCAAAGUAAUUUGUAGGAUUUCUGUUCAGCGGCUAAGGAACGUUACACAUCCGGGAUAUUCAUACGUAUUACUGGCGCCGCUGUUCUUCGGAUCAGCGAUUGUGUUUCGAGUUUUACAAGCAGAUCUAGACAGUUUGCGAUCUAUGGCUAUUCUUGGAAUAGUUCAUGGAAUUUCGGAGGUCUUAGAACGAAGCUUUAUGGUCGUUAUUGAUCACUACGGCCAUGUUAUUUGGAAAAGAACGUCAGCACCUUGGGGAAGUUUUCGCACUCCUCGCCGUGAGAGACUAAUGGCUGAUAUCGCCAUUAUGAGCAUGUUGUUUGAAUCAAUUGGUAUAGUGUCUGUCAACGGCGUUUUAUACUUAUAUGAAGCUAUUUACCUACAUAGUGAUCCCCUUGUAAAAUUGCUUCAGUCGUUCGCCAUCCGAACUUCAAUUUUAUUGGUGAUUGAGUGGUUUUUCACCAGCAUGUCUCUAGCGAUCGUGAUUCACUACCAGAACAUGGCCGUCGUGGCUGUUUGGCGAAAAAGAUGGAGGAGACACACAUUUGUUGCAGUUGUCUGCGCGGUUCCCUUAGCAUUAUGGACAAGUGGGUAUCUCUUAGAGAUUUUGCAUGGGCGUUUCAAAGACACUGACCAACCUUGCAGAAUACCGUUCACUUAAGAGUAAUAAAGAAUGCAUGUUCCACUGAUGACUUACGUAUCUUCUGCUAAUCCCCGAGGUUAAUCUGAUAUCAUGAAGCAUCUUUGCAUUUUCUUCACCGGCAAUGGUUUAUCUUCAACUGCAAUUGGAAUCUACACGUGUCUGUUAAGUUUCCGUCAGAUUCAUCCCAUGUACUUGGUAUCACUCAUUAAUUCAUUCAGAGAUUUCUACAGAUGUAGUAUGUUAACGACACUUAAAAAGCGAAGGAAGCCAAACCAAAUAAUCAGUUACUCGAUACGAUAAAAAAUUAUGAUUUUGAAAUAUAAAUCUGUUGUUCCCUUGUUUUCGUAUAGUUAACCAAAUACGCUCAACACUGUCUCAACAUUGUAUGAACCAAAAGUACGUUUAGUCGAUAAGUCUAAAUUGUCUUAUUUGUAAAAGACAUUUUCACCAAACGGUUUUUUCCAAGGCAGAUUUAGGGUACAAUCUCCGUCAACACAAUAUCAUUGGCCGUUUAUUCAAAGCUUAUACUGUUAACAUAAUGCAAAUAACUUUGAUGAUGAUAAAUUUUUUGUAACAUGUUCUGCAUUUAAGUAUAACUUAUAUAUAUUUAUAUAUUUAUAUAUAUUUUAUUUUUUAUUUAUUUAUUUAUUUAUUUUUUAAGUAUAUAUUUAAGUCUAAAUUGUCUUAUUUGUAAAAGACAUUUUCACCAAACGGUUUUUUCCAAGGCAGAUUUAGGGUACAAUCUCCGUCAACACAAUAUCAUUGGCCGUUUAUUCAAAGCUUAUACUGUUAACAUAAUGCAAAUAACUUUGAUGAUGAUAAAUUUUUUUGUAACAUGUUCUGCAUUUAAGUGUACACAUUAAAUGUGGUCCUAUCACCUGACAUGAAGGGCUUUUCGAAUGAGUCGUAAAACCAAAACCAAAAUACAUGUAAUCACAACAGCCAAUCACAGGUAAUGAAAAUACCUUUAAGAACCAAUGAGAACUCAACAUGAAACUGAUCAAACUACCUAAAGCGCAGGAAAACGCACGUACUAAGUCGUGAGUGGUUUUAGUUUUGCAUCUGAUUGGUUAAAAGAGUUGCGCAAGUUCUCUGGACCAGUCAAAGAGCGAAGUGAAGGAAACACAAAGCAUUCACGGAUUACUUUCGACAUUCAAUUAAAAAUUGCUUAAACGUAAGCGACUGUAUGUAUUUCUGAAUAGAAAAGUCACGAAAUGUGGGGUCAAGAGAUAGUGUAAGACUAAGCACUUUGUUGGAAGGUUUCCUCCACUUGCAUCGUAGAUUGUUCGCGCUUCCUUCUCCCACGUUUAAAACUAACACUCGCCCACCUCAGAGGAUGUAGUUCGUGGCUUUUAAACUGUGCUUUAGUGGUUUUUAUUUAGUGAUGAAGUCAAGUGAUUACAUAUUGAUAUGAUCAAAUGAAGUACGAUGGGUGACAAUGAAAACAAGAGGUUUUUUGGUGCUAAAAUUAUCAUGCAUGAUUCCUCGUGCAAAUCAAAGCCCACGGGUCGAGCGGGAAAACAUGCGCAAAACAAAAUCAGCCAUAUUUACAUGGUAUUUUUAUCCGUCAUCAAGAACUCUUGCUGUGAUGCCAUGAUCAGCAAGAUGAAGAUGAGGAUAUGGCUUCGAAGCAACUCAUACCAUCCGCUUUCCGCACAUUUUGUAAAUCGAUGUACAUUGGGGCUUUAAUUUCACUUCUAACAGCCACCAUCACAGGCUCUCUUUUCGUGUUGUUCACUGAUCUCUCUUACAAAACUGCACUUAACUACCAUGCAGUCCCGGCCCAGGGAAUUAAUUCCAAUACAAUGACAAUGAUUGAGAUAUAUUUCUAA